Molecule: messenger RNA, 1383 nt
Organism: Rodentolepis nana
Lineage: Eukaryota; Metazoa; Platyhelminthes; Cestoda; Cyclophyllidea; Hymenolepididae
Source: the annotation of a GenBank genome assembly
AUGGAAAUUCCGAAUACUGAUUAUGUUGAAUAUUAUAUGACUGUGAGUUCGUGCGAAGAAAAGCACGAUAAGGAACAUUAUAGUAAACACAAUUCUUUUGCAGCCGUUCGAGUUGCUGAGUUAUUAUCACAUGUCGGUGUUAUAAACAGGGAUGUAAAAAUUCAAGUAACAGCCUGUUGUUCGGAAAAGAAUCUACUUGACGGAAUACCCGAUCACAAGAAGCAUUACCUAAUUGUUCGAACAAAUAAGGCUGUCCUUAAACAUGUUGUUGCAGCUUUAAAUCAAGGAUGCUCUGGUAGCCUUUCUGAUGAAAAUAGCGAAGGCAAGUUUAAAGAAGUGUCAACUAGCCUUGCUGUAGAUUCGCUUACACCAGGACAAAAGGCUUGGCUAGGUGAUCUGGCUGUGAGAAUGGUUGCUUUCAGUGAUGAGCAAAAGAAGAUUUUAACUGAUCUUAAAUCCUGCCGGAGCUAUCUCACUGUCGCUCCGAUUCCACUUCCAUCUACACCAACACCAUCCUCUUUAUCUACUUUCGGUUCAAAUGAGCACAGCUCGGCUUUCUUCUCCAUUAAAUCCGCAAAAAUCGUUAAGGAGAUGACGGUCCUGCAUAAUAUUCCAGAGAGACGUUUUGUUUUUUCCAACUUCUCCAACCAUUUAUACUGGUUUCCAACUGUGAAGUGGCUGCGUUGGUACCUUGGUGAUGCUAUUGGCUUCUACUUUGCCUGGUUGCAGUCAUAUUGUAUUGCUCUUGCCAUACCUGCUAUUCUCGGUCUUCUAACAUGGAUUUUUGUUGCUAUAGCCACCACAGUAAAUUCAGAAGAGUCACAGGAGGAACAUUCUUUAUCUGCAUUCAUGGUAGCCUAUGGACUAAUAGUUGUUAUAUGGGGUCUUGUUUGCAAUAAAAUCUUCCGAAGGCAACAGUCCCAAUUAUCUGAGGAUUGGAUGCCUCCAGCAUUUGCCAACGCUGCCGAUAUGUCUGGAUGGGUCAAUUCUCAAAUGGAUCAAUUGAGGCCAGCUUUCAAAGGAAAGUUGAGAAAGAGUCCUAUCACCGGGGAGAUGGAAUUAUAUUUCCCGUUUGCAGAACAGCGUGUCCUCCUCCUCACUUCAAUGGGAAUUACCUGUAUCUGUGUUUUCCUGGCUCUCUUCGUUAAUGUUCUUCUCUUAAAUCUGGAGGGUAUAAUCAAUCCGGAUCGUUCACCCCAUCUUCACUUUCGAUUUAUUGGAUGUUUAUGCGAUCCCGGUCGAAUAUUCAAUCCAAAGGACGGAUUGUUGAACUUUGUUCCCGGAAUUCUUCAUCCUCUAGUGGUCAACAUCUUAAAUCAGGUCGUAUUUCGACAGAUCGCAGUGAAACUCACGGAUAUGGAAAAUCACAAGGUAUCUUAUUAA